Vicia villosa (hairy vetch) is the source of this 787-nucleotide messenger RNA. RefSeq names its product 17.5 kDa class I heat shock protein-like. The transcript has a single exon. The coding region runs from base 103 to 576 and encodes 157 amino acids. Lineage: Eukaryota; Viridiplantae; Streptophyta; Magnoliopsida; Fabales; Fabaceae. Gene Ontology annotation, biological process: response to hydrogen peroxide; protein folding; response to heat. The record is from RefSeq and is a predicted model, not a curated record.
CCAACUCUCAAUUCAUCGGAAAAUCAUCAACCAUUGAUAAAACACAUUCUACAAACAAAAACACUCGCUUUUGCUAUUCCUACUUUGUUGUGAAUCAUCACUAUGUCGAUAAUUCCAAGUGUGUUCAGCACAGGACGAAGAACCAACGUAUUCGAUCCUUUUUCUCUAGACUUAUGGGACCCAUUCCAGGAUUUCCAGCUGGCCAGAUCCGCCACUGGAACCACCAACGAGACGGCAGCUUUCGCUAACGCACAUAUUGAUUGGAAGGAAACACCGGAGGCUCACGUGUUCAAGGCUGAUCUACCGGGAGUGAAGAAGGAAGAAGUGAAAGUUGAAAUAGAAGAAGAUCGUGUGCUCAAGAUAAGCGGAGAGAGGAAAACUGAAAAGGAAGACAAGAACGACACUUGGCAUCGUGUUGAACGUAGUCAGGGGAGUUUCCUCCGCCGUUUCAGGUUGCCGGAAAAUGCUAAGGUUGAUGACGUGAAGGCUGGUAUGGAGAAUGGUGUGCUUACUGUUACUGUUCCUAAGGAGGAAUUUAAGAAGCCCGAAGCUAAGCCCAUUCAUAUUACGGGCUAAGCCCAUUUACUCACACUUGGCAUGUUGAUGCUCACGUAUGAAUAAAAUGUAUUAAGAUGAUGAAAUAAUAAGUAUUAGUGUGUAGCUGAGUUCCAGGUUUAGGAGAUUGAGACACAUGCUACGAAUUAUGUGUGUGGUUUGUCUGUGAGUGUUAUAUUCUGUUCUGUUUAGUGUGCAUGUCAAAAGCUUUUUAUUAAGAGAAAUGAUAUUC